AUGGCCACUGAUCUUUGUCCCGUGUAUGCCCCCUUCUUCGGCGCGAUGGGUUGCACCAGCGCCAUCGUCUUUACCUGCUUCGGUGCCGCAUACGGAACCGCAAAGGCUGGUGUUGGUAUCUCCUCCAUGGGUGUCCUCAGGCCCGACUUGAUCGUGAAGAACAUCAUUCCCGUCAUUAUGGCUGGUAUCAUUGCCAUUUACGGCCUGGUCGUAUCAGUCUUGAUCUCCAACAACCUGCAACAGCAGACCUCGCUCUUCACGGGAUUCAUCCAGCUGGGCGCAGGUCUCUCUGUCGGUCUUUCUGGUCUCGCUGCCGGCUUUGCCAUUGGCAUUGUCGGUGACGCUGGUGUCCGUGGUACCGCACAGCAGCCACGGUUGUUCGUCGGAAUGAUUUUGAUUCUCAUUUUCGCCGAAGUCUUGGGUCUUUACGGUCUCAUUGUUGCUCUGCUCAUGAACUCUCGCGCAGGCGCAGACGCCAGCCAAUGCUAA
Messenger RNA from Ramularia collo-cygni, 489 nucleotides. Its product is annotated as probable H+-transporting ATPase lipid-binding protein. Bases 1 to 489 code for a protein of 162 amino acids. The record is from RefSeq and is a predicted model, not a curated record. Gene Ontology annotation, cellular component: proton-transporting V-type ATPase, V0 domain. Gene Ontology annotation, biological process: proton transmembrane transport. Gene Ontology annotation, molecular function: proton-transporting ATPase activity, rotational mechanism. The transcript is spliced from 5 exons. Lineage: Eukaryota; Fungi; Ascomycota; Dothideomycetes; Mycosphaerellales; Mycosphaerellaceae.